Messenger RNA from Mollisia scopiformis, 1110 nucleotides. Its product is annotated as glycoside hydrolase. The record is from RefSeq and is a predicted model, not a curated record. The transcript is spliced from 4 exons. Gene Ontology annotation, cellular component: extracellular region. Gene Ontology annotation, molecular function: chitinase activity. Lineage: Eukaryota; Fungi; Ascomycota; Leotiomycetes; Helotiales; Mollisiaceae. Gene Ontology annotation, biological process: carbohydrate metabolic process. The coding region runs from base 1 to 1110 and encodes 369 amino acids.
AUGGCACCGAGCUCCGUUGCUCCAUCAUUUAUCACUAUUACUUCCUCGACAAUGAUGAUGUAUCAAUCUUCAGCUAGCGCUGCAAUGGGAUCCACUAAACAUCUCAAGGGACAAGGACCCUAUCAGCAAAGGUUACUUCACACUUGUCAACAAGGCACCGCAGAUGUGAUCCCCAUCGUAUUUAUCGACUACUUCCCACAACAAGGUAACGGGUGGCCUGGAACGAACUUCGGCAACCAAUGUGGGACAGGAGUCUAUUCUGCACCUGGUUAUGAUGGUGUCGACAAUCCAGCUAACAAUCAGCUCUUAAAUGACUGUCCUUCAAUCGCCCCAGAUAUUCCAAUCUGCCAGAUUACUUAUGGAAAGAAGAUUGUAUUGUCGUUGGGUGGUGGAGGAUCUUUGAAUUAUCAAUUGACUGGAGAGGCUGAUGGAAUAUUCUUUGCGGAUUUUCUUUGGGGUGCAUAUGGUCCCCAGAAUGCAACUUGGUUUGCAGAAGGAAAUUCAAGACCAUACGACGGUCCGAAUGGAGAGGAAGUCAAACUUGAUGGAUUUGAUUUUGACAUUGAAUUGUACUCUGACGACAACUCUGUCGGUUGCAUUGCAAUGAUCAACCAACUACGAACCCAUUUCGCCAGCGAUCCAUCUAAGCAAUACCUGAUCACGGGAGCACCAGGCUGCUUUGCGCCAGAUCAGUCUAUGGGGAACAUGAUCGCGGGAGCUCAAUUCGACAUUCUUUGGAUCCAAUAUUAUAACAACGCCAUGUGCUCAGCUCGUCGAUUCAUCGAUGCAGAUAUCGGCUUUUCAUACGACACUUGGACAGCAAUCCUCGCUGGUACCGCAAGCGCGAACGCAAAGCUCUACAUCGGUCUCCCAGGAGACCCUUACUCAGCCAGCACAUAUUCUUUAACGGAAAGUUACUGGCUGAAUCAAACUGAACCUGCCUAUCUGCUUUCGAUAUACGCUUGCAGACCAAACUUUGGUGGUGUGAUGAUGUGGGAUGCCACUUCGGCUGAGAACAACAUUUUGAGUAAUGGGCUCAGCUAUGAUCAGGAGAUCAAGAAUUUGUUACUUGUGCUGGAAGUAUGUUUGGGAAUUGCUGUAGCCAGGUAA